AUGGAUCCUCCACCUAUUCCAUCCCAUAUCACUGCCACUCCAAUAGUUACCAUUGCCCAACAAAACUAUUCAGAUUCUGCCAGCUCCUCCCCGCGCUCCCGGCAAAAUGAUACAUGGGAUCAGGAGUCUUUGGCUCAGGUCCCCGGUGCCAAACUCCGUCUCAUAUGCAGCUAUGGGGGUCACAUUAUUCCCCGUCCUCAUGAUAAGUCCCUCUGCUAUGUUGGUGGUGACACCCGCAUUGUGGUUGCUGACCGUCAGUCCUCCCUCUCUGAUCUUCAAUCUCGCCUUUCCCAUAUUCUCCUCAACGGGCGCGGGUUUUCCCUAAAGUAUCAGCUCCCUAAUGAAGAACUUGAUUCCCUUGUAUCUGUCACAACUGAUGAAGACUUGGAUAACAUGAUUGAAGAAUAUGAUCGUGCAAUGUCAGCUUCCCCUUUGAAACCAUCUCGUCUUCGUUUGUUCCUUUUUCUUGCCAAACCUGAAACUGCAGCCUCUAUGGGUUGCCUCCUUGCUGAUUCUAAAUCCGAAACGUGGUUUGUUGAUGCUCUUAACAAUGCUAGCUUGCUUUCUAGAGGACUUUCUGAUUCAGCUGCGGAGGGUAAUUUUCUGGAGCUUGAAAGGAUUCCCAAAAGUGAUUCUGGUGUAAACCUGGAUCAGGCUCAGAAUGAGUCCUUGGCUACAAAUAAUCAGGAAAUGGCAAAGAAUGUAAUCCAAGAAGUGCAAUCCACUAUGCCUGAUUCACCAAUGGUUGAAACGACCUCAUCAUUUGAAUCCAGUGUUUCAUCCCCAUCUAUGCCAAAUUUGCCUCAAAUUAAAGUUAGAGCUGAAGAUGGUCAAAUGAAUGCAGGAUUCCACGGUCAGAUGCUCGUGUUAGACGAGCAGUUUUCACAGAUGAAUGUAGGUUCAAAUGCACAAAAUCUGGAUGAUGGUUACCUUCAUUUGGCUGCACAAGCUGCAACGCCACCUCUUCCUACUGUAAUUGGUGGUGCAGCCAUUAUGUCAUCAGUUACAAUGGUGAACACUGCACCGGCUACAGGGGAACAUCAUGGCCGGGUUAUCUCUGAUGAUGAGAAAUCAGAUCAUGGUGCUCCCUCUGGACGCCGAAAGCCUCCAUUGCCUUUACAGCCUAUUCAGCGGAAAGUUGGAGAUGGUUAUAGCUUGCCAUCACCUGAUUCAAAGCACGCUGGAGGUUACAACUUGCAAUCACCUGAUUCUGUAGCAAGUGAUAGCAGCAUCGCGUCAGGUACAUCCUUCUCUAAACACACGGUUUACCAAGAUGCACCUCCAGCAACAGGUCGCGAAACCAGAGUGCAUCCUGCUGUUAUGGACUAUAACUCUCAAAUCCAGACGCAGCAAGUUCAAGAUUCCGUAGUUAUGCAAGUCCCACAGCAAAAUCAGCAGCAGCAGCAGCAGUUCGUUCCUGCCAAUGCGCAUUACAUCCAACAUACUGCAACAGGCCCAGUGGCAAUCCCGUCUUACUAUCAAAUGUACUCACCCUUAACCCAGCAACCACUUCAUCAACAAAUGGAUCAGCAGUAUCAAAUGUAUUAUGUGCCAGUACCUCAGACUCAGCAGUAUAAUUUGACAGUGCAAUCUAAUAUAGCUGAUGCUAGUGCUGUUGCUUCAAGCCCGCAGCUAACAACGGCAAAUCCAAUCACAGUUUCAUCCUCAGUAGCUUUUAAAGAAGCUCUCCCACCUAUUUAUCCAGCAAGGACAAUCCAGUCCUCUAAGCCUGAAAUGCCUGCCAAUGUUUACAGAACAGCUACCCCAGCAAACCAAACAGUAGUUCAAGUUCCUUCAAGUCAAUAUCAUCAACAGUAUUAUGGCCUCUCCCAGGUUCCUCCUCCAUCACAGCAAAUGGCUGCUGUUCCUAAUGGUGCUGCUAAUUACGGCAAUGACUAUUCUCAUCCUAUGCAUGACCAGGUCUUCUAUGCCCAACAAACAGCUCCAACACUUCCUUCUCAGUACCAAACUAUGACCCCUAACACUGCAGUUUUACUAUCACAGGCUACAGCACAGUUAGCUGCGGAGAAUACCACAACUCAAAACAGAACUUCAUAGCCUUUGCAAAUAAAACAAAGCUGUUCAAAGAUUUGAUAUCUAGUGUAAUUUUUUUUACAGUUCGGAGUACAUUAUGGCAAAGAAUAAGGGUAUCAUGGUAUUCUUCAUCCUACAACAUGCUGCUGCUUUGAUAGGGCUUAGAAUAUAUUUGCAUGUGGUGUCAUAAGGCGAAAUGAAAAACAAUGUUGUAAUUGCUUUCGAUGUAGUUAUUGCUCCCCAUUUGGUCAUAUAU
This is a messenger RNA of Solanum dulcamara, 2290 nucleotides long. RefSeq lists its product as uncharacterized. The transcript has 2 exons. Gene Ontology annotation, molecular function: protein binding. The record is from RefSeq and is a predicted model, not a curated record. Bases 1 to 2058 code for a protein of 685 amino acids. Lineage: Eukaryota; Viridiplantae; Streptophyta; Magnoliopsida; Solanales; Solanaceae.